This is a messenger RNA of Cherax quadricarinatus, 3302 nucleotides long. Its product is annotated as gamma-interferon-inducible lysosomal thiol reductase. Gene Ontology annotation, molecular function: oxidoreductase activity, acting on a sulfur group of donors, disulfide as acceptor. The record is from RefSeq and is a predicted model, not a curated record. Lineage: Eukaryota; Metazoa; Arthropoda; Malacostraca; Decapoda; Parastacidae.
UACCAGACGAUCUAACAGCGAGUGAUCUACCAGAGAUCCAAUAGCGAAUGAUCUACUUGACGAUCCAGCAGCGAGGGAUCUACCAAACGAUCCAGAUACACGCAAAUAGCUUGGAUACGACAACUGUGCUUACAUACCAACGGAAUGAGAAGAAUCGUCAAACACAGUGAGGCGCCGAAGGUGAAGGUGUCAGUGUACUAUGAGACUCUGUGUCCAGACAGCCAAAGAUUCAUCGUUCAGCAGCUGUAUCCCGUGUGGCGUGACCUCAAGGACAUCAUUCAACUGGACAUUCAUUCCUUCGGCAAGACAGUAGAAUACGAUGGUGGGAGCAGGUUCACGUGUCAGCAUGGCUCCAGGGAGUGCCGGGCUAACACCAUGCUAACUUGUGCCAAAAAAUACAUCGCAGACGAGAGUCAGUUUCUGGACUUUGUAAAGUGUGUGAUGUCGAGAUUUACUGGCACCGACGCCGGACCUGUGUGUGCCAAUGAGACGCGGGUGGAGUUUGAGGAAAUACAGAGAUGUUAUGGUGGCGCUGAAGGACUUGCCUUGCAGCACCAGUUGUCCCUUCACCAGGCUGCUCUCAGCCCUUCCCUAGACUAUGUUCCCUGGAUCCUCGUCAAUCAGGUGUUCACACGGCACCAGCUUCGCGCAGCGCAGUAUAACCUGCGCGCAGUGGUCUGCGCGACCUACGAGGGAGCAACACCUGCCAUGUGUUUUUAAGGCCUAUUGACUAACCCAACCUACUGACCGACCUUCCUUAUUGACUGACCACCUACUGACCGACCUCCCUUAUUGACUGACCACCUACUAACCGACCUCAUUGACUGACCACCUACUAACCGAUCUCCCUUAUUGACUGACCACCUACUGACCGACCUCCCUUAUUGACUGACCACCUACUAACCGACCUCAUUGACUGACCACCUACUAACCGAUCUCCCUUAUUGACUGACCACCUACUGACCGACUUCCCUUAUUGACUGACCGCCUACUAACCGACCUCCCUUAUUGACUGACCACCUACUGACCGACCUCCCUUACUGACUGACCACCUACCGACUGACCUCCCUUACUGACUGACCACCUACUGACUGACCUCCCUUAUUGAAUGACCACCUAUUGACUAAGCACAAUGACUGACGCCUAUUGACUUUGGGUCAAGCCACGAGUGUGCGAAACGAGCUUUUAUGGAGACAAAGUUUCGCUCUGUGUAGAGCUUCAUCAAGUCACGAAACUUGUGUUUGGCUCUAUACAGAGCGAAACAUCGUCAGAAUAGGAGACUUGUUCUACAUGCUAGGUAAGGACAGUACACUGAUACAGUAUACAGAGUAAACUCCAGAGCACGUACCGAGAAUACUCUAAGGUAUACCAGUAUACUCUACACACUCUACCACACUUGGCUCAACCAUUUGCCACGUCAACCACUGCAUUUCGCUCGAAGUAGAGCUAAAGUGAGCAAAACGUUCUCCAAAUAAAUUAUUAUAAUACUACUAGUAGUAAUAACAGCAGUAGUAGCAACAAUAAUAGUAGUAGUAGUAGCAGCAGCAGCAGUAGUUGUAGUAAUAGUAGUAGUAGUAGUAGUCGUAAUAGUAGUAGUAAUAGUGGUAGUAGUAACAGUAUCAGUAGUAGAAGUAAUAGUAGUAGCAGUAGUAAUAAUAGUAGCAGUAGUACUAUCACUACUACUGCUACUAUUACUACUACUACUAGUAGUAGUAAUAGUAGUAACAGUAGUAGUAGUAGUAAUAGUAGUAGCAACAGUAGUAGUAGUCAGUAGCAGCAGUAGUAGUAGUAGCAACAGUAGUAGUAGUAGUAGCAACAGUAGUAGUAGUAGCAGCAACAGUAGUAGUAGCAGCAGCAGCAGCAGCAGUAGUUGUAGUAAUAGUAGUAGUAGUAGUCGUAAUAGUAGUAGUAAUAGUGGUAGUAGUAACAGUAUCAGUAGUAGAAGUAAUAGUAGUAGCAGUAAUAAUAAUAGUAGCAGUAGUACUAUCACUACUACUGCUAUUAUUACUACUACUACUAGUAGUAGUAAUAGUAGUAACAGUAGUAGUAGUAGUAAUAGUAGUAGCAACAGUAGUAGUAGUCAGUAGCAGCAGUAGUAGCAGUAGCAACAGUAGUAGUAGUCGUAGCAACAGCAGUAGUAGUAGCAGCAGUAGUAGCAACAGUAGUAGUAGUAGCAACAGUAGUAAUAGUAGCAACAGUAGUAGUAGUAGCAACAGUAGUAGUAGUAGUAGCAACAGUAGUAGUAGUAGUAGCAACAGUAGUAGUAGUAGUAGCAACAGUAGUAGUAGUAGUAGUAGCAACAGUAGUAGUAGUAGCAGCAACAGUAGUAGUAGUAGUAGCAACAGUAGUAGUAGAAGUAGCAACAGUAGUAGUAGUAGUAGUAGCAACAGUAGUAGUAGUAGUAGCAACAGUAGUAGUAGUAGCAGUAGUAGUAGCAACAGUAGUAGUAGUAGCAACAGUAGUAGUAGUAGCAGCAACAGUAGUAGUAGUAGCAACAAUAGUAGUAGUAGUAGCAACAAUAGUAGUAGUAGUAGUAACAGUAGUAGUAGUAGUAGCAACAGUAGUAGUAGUAGUAGUAACAGUAGUAGUAGUAGCAACAGUAGUAGUAGUAGUAGCAACAGUAGUAGUAGUAGUAGUAACAGUAGUAGUAGUAGCAACAGUAGUAGUAGUAGUAGCAACAGUAGUAGUAGUAGCAGCAACAGUAGUAGUAGUAGCAGCAACAGUAGUAGUAGUAGUAGUAGUAACAGUAGUAGUAGCAGCAACAGUAGUAGUAGUAGUAGCAACAGUAGUAGUAGUAGUAGCAACAGUAGUAGUAGUAGCAGCAACAGUAGUAGUAGUAGCAACAGUAGUAGUAGUAGUAGUAACAGUAGUAGUAGUAUCAACAGUAGUAGUAGUAGUAGCAACAGUAGUAGUAGUAGCAGCAACAGUAGUAGUAGUAGCAGCAACAGUAGUAGUAGUAGUAGUAACAGUAGUAGUAGUAUCAACAGUAGUAGUAGUAGUAGCAACAGUAGUAGUAGUAGUAGCAACAGUAGUAGUAGUAGCAGCAGCAGCAAUAUAGUGAAGCACUCAACCCAUACAUAUUAUAUUGAUCAUAGGAAGGGGAGAGACGCUCUAAUUUCCUGGAUCAAGAGACCUUCUCCAGCAGCAUGGCAUCCUCCUUGAAGGGACCUCAUCCAAUAGGCUUAAAGAAGCCGAUUAAAAAAUAUAUACUAUGAAUUUUAACGUCUAUCUGAUAUUUGUAAUAUGAGAAAAAAUUCCGAAAAAUGUAAUAAAUAUGCAUGUAAAAUAAAAAUCCGUAUGAA